This is a messenger RNA of Arabis nemorensis, 927 nucleotides long. NCBI's taxonomy places the organism in Eukaryota, Viridiplantae, Streptophyta, Magnoliopsida, Brassicales, Brassicaceae. The record is from the annotation of a GenBank genome assembly.
AUGGCAGCUAUGGAGAACACUGAGACGUUUUACCCGGCGGCAACUCCGAGUGCGUUUGAGAGAGGCAGCCUUCCGACAACCCCGGUGAGAAUCACCGCCCCGACAGUCGCGGGAACUUAUCCCGUCGUGUUAUUCUUCCAUGGGUUUUAUCUUCGCAACGACUUCUACUCUGAUGUUCUUAACCACGUCGCUUCUCAUGGCUACAUUCUUGUAGUCCCGCAGCUUUGCAAGUUAUUACCACCGGGAGGGCAAGUAGAAGUGGACGAUGCUGGAAAAGUGAUAAACUGGACAUCGGAAAACCUCCAAUCUCACCUCCCAAAUUCGGUAAACGCUAAUCGCAAAUACACGGCACUCGUGGGCCAUAGCCGUGGUGGGAAAACCGCGUUUGCGGUUGCGUUAGGUCAUGCCGCAACAUUAGACACAUCCUUAAAAUUUUCAGCUCUAAUAGGAAUCGAUCCAGUCGCAGGACCAAGCAAAUGCUUACGAACCGAUCCUGAAAUCUUGACGUAUAAACCAGAAUCGUUCGACCUAGACAUACCCGUUGCAGUGGUGGGAACCGGACUUGGACCGAAAAUGAAGAAUGUGAUGCCACCAUGUGCACCAGCGGAAGUGAACCAUGUGGAGUUUUAUAAUGAGUGUAAAGCGACCAAGGCACAUUUCGUGGCUGCGGAUUUCGGACAUAUGGAUAUGUUGGACGAUGAUUUGCCCGGUUUUGCGGGGUUUAUGGCAGGUUGUAUGUGUAAGAACGGGAAAGGAAAAAAGAGUGAGAUGAGGAAAUUUGUGGGUGGAAUUGUGGUUAUGUUUCUUAAGUAUAGUUUAUGGGGUGAUAAAUCGGAGAUUCAACAGAUUGUGAAGGAUCCUUCUGUUUCUCCGGCGAGGAUUGAUCCUUCGCCGGUGCUGGAAGAAGUUUCUGGUUACUUUGUCUAG